This is a messenger RNA of Zophobas morio, 2143 nucleotides long. Its product is annotated as zinc finger Y-chromosomal protein 2-like. Gene Ontology annotation, molecular function: RNA polymerase II transcription regulatory region sequence-specific DNA binding; DNA-binding transcription factor activity, RNA polymerase II-specific. The coding region runs from base 1061 to 2143 and encodes 360 amino acids. The transcript has 3 exons. Gene Ontology annotation, biological process: regulation of transcription by RNA polymerase II. The record is from RefSeq and is a predicted model, not a curated record. NCBI's taxonomy places the organism in Eukaryota, Metazoa, Arthropoda, Insecta, Coleoptera, Tenebrionidae.
CCAACAUACAAUUCUAACCUCAAAGUCACAUGUGUUGUCCAAGGGGUUUUUUAAUCAAAAUAAAGAUGUCAAUAUUGGCCUACUCUGAAAAGUUUUCCAACUUGAAAUCUAAUAUUGUUGAAAAAUACCAGGUGAUGCCUUUUGGUUGCGAAAAUGAUCUAGAAAUUUAUUACUGCAAUGACUGUAAUUUCCAGACCAGUCUUAUGGUUAUUUUGAAGGAACAUAGUAAGAAGUGUCAAAGAAAUAACGUGAAAGAAACACCAGAUAUCAAUUACGUUAUUCAGAGUUACAGUUGCAAAAGUUGCAAUUUUGAAACCCAUUUUGCAAUAAAGUGGCUUCAGCACGCAACAACAUGUCGACAAACAAAGUCUAAAGGACAUAGAAGUGCCUCUGGUUGGUACAAGUGUGACCAAUGUAAACACAAAUCCAAAAAGAAAACCCACGUAACAGGCAAAAUACGUUGGUAUCACUGCGAGAAAUGUCAAUUCAAAACUGUACUACAAGAAUAUUUAAAAAGACACACAUAUAUCAAGCACGCAAAGGACAGAUGGCAUCAGUGUGAAAAAUGUGUACAUUCAGAUGAUACAAUUAAGUGGUAUCAGUGUGGGAAAUGUACACAUAAAAGUAAAUAUAAAUCCGCGAUGAAGGAACACGUGAGGAAUAAACACAGUGAAGUUGAGCUACUAAAACGUGAAGAGUAUUCAUGUGAUCAUUGUUCAUUUAAAUCAGUUUAUCUGCGUAAUAUGAAGCGACACGUAGAGAACAAACAUUUCUGUAAUCGCGAGGUCAAGUGGUAUCAGUGCGAAAAGUGCCCAUUUAAAACUAAAUUGAAAAAGUCGCUAGAGUCGCAUGUACAAAAUAACCACUUUAGUGAUAAUGAUGUUAAAUGGAUCAGUACAGUCAUGAUGUUAUAAGUGAUAUUUUGUUGGCAACACUGCGUGUCAUUCAAUGCUUGUCAAAAAAUCUGAACGCACCCAGUCCAAUCUAACCUCAAAGUCAAAUGUGUCGUACUUAGAAAGACAAUUUUUCCUUUUGUGAAGAAUUUUUGUCGAAAUACAAGAUGUCAACAUUGGUGUACUCUGAAAAGUUUUCCAACGCGAAAUCCAACAUUGUUCAGAAAUGCCCCGACUGCUCCUACUUCACAACAUCACCAUUUUUGAUGGUAAACCACGCUGAACGUGACCACUCAUCACUGGUACCGUUUGGUUGCGAAAACAACCUAGAAAUUUACCGCUGCAACGACUGCAAUUUCCAGACCAGUCUUACUGUCAGUUUUAAGGAACACGUUCAGAAGUGUCACUUGAAUGAAAGCAAUAACCUGAAAGAUAUUAAUUAUGAAAUCCAGAGCUACAACUGCAAUGGUUGCAAUUUCGAAACCCAUUUUGUAUUGACGUGGCUUCAGCACACAGUGACGUGCCAACACAAAAAAGUACGUUGGUAUCACUGCGAAAAAUGCUCGUUCAAAACGAGAUACAACUACAAUUUAAAAGUUCACAGAGGGUAUAGACACACAGCCAUAAACGACAUCAAAUGGCACAAAUGUAAAUUCUGUGCACACAAAUCAAAAACCGCCUAUAAUUUAAAACAGCACGUGUAUAACAAACAUUCAGAUGAUAAAGUUAGGUGGUAUCAAUGUGAGCAAUGCCCACACAAAACUAAAUAUAAGGCUAAGCUGAAAGUCCAUAUGAUUAAACACAGUGAAGCUAGUUCAAAUGAUAGACCUAAGUGGUAUCAGUGUGACAAGUGUGAAUAUAAGAGUAAACAUAGGUAUAUGACGAAACGCCAUCUAAGGAACAAACACAACGAAAUUGAGGCACAUUCAGAUGAUAAAAUCAAGUGGUAUCAGUGUGAGAAGUGUGCACACAAAAGUAAAUAUAAGUCUGCAAUGACAGAUCACAUGAGGUAUAAACACAGUGAAACUGAGCAGCUGAAAUGUGAUCAAUGUUCAUUCAAAUCAGUUCAUUUGGGAAAUUUAAAGCGACAUGUAAGGAAUAAACAUUUGUGUGAUAGUGAGGUAAAGUGGUACCAGUGCGAAAAGUGCCCAUAUAAGACUAAAUUUAAAUAUUCGCUAGAGUCACAUUUAAAAAACAUCCACUUUAGUGAUAAAGAUAUCAAAUGGAUCAGUGCUGUUAUGACGUUAUGA